Messenger RNA from Pelodiscus sinensis (Chinese soft-shelled turtle), 8006 nucleotides. Lineage: Eukaryota; Metazoa; Chordata; Testudines; Trionychidae. The record is from RefSeq and is a predicted model, not a curated record.
GCCCCAAGAAUGAGCAUGGGCUUGUUUGCACAGCAUGUGCACCAGUCUAUUAAUCCUGACCUGCUUCCUUCCACCAGAGCCUACCAAUUUCUACAUCAGGUCCAGUGUCCCAGGAGAGAGCCAAGGCCAUAUGGAGCAGCAGAGCCCUGUUCUGAUUCACCAUCAUCCUCCCUGAAUUUGAUGACUCCAGGCAGAGUUGGGUCUCAGAGCUCAGAUUCAGAUUCCUCUGCAGCCCCAGGAAAUGCAGUAGAUGUGAACAACGAAAGCACUUCAGAGGGCUUUAUUUGUCCUCUGUGUAUGAAAUCUCAUGGAUCUGCUGAAGAACUUUUCAAGCACUAUGAAGCAGUUCAUGAAUCUGGCAUCGAUUCAAGUCAUGGAGGAGAAGGGCAUUCUUCAUCAAAAAGCGAUGAAAUAUCACUACUCCGACAAGAAGUCCAAGACUUGCAAGCUUCACUUAAGGAGGAAAGAUGGUACUCAGAAGAGCUGAAGAAAGAAUUAGAAAAAGUGCAGCAGCAGCAAGAAUCUAAACCUGAUGGAGUGACCACUGCUGCAUCUACAGAAUCAUUAGAACAGAAACUGGAAGAGACCCAAGUAGAAAAUUUUAAUAUUAAGCAGAUGAAAGACCUGUUUGAGCAAAAAGCUGCACAACUGGCCACUGAAAUUGUGGAUAUUAAGGCAAAGUAUGAUGAGGAAAUGAGUCUUCGAGAAAGUGCAGAGCAGAAAGUGACAAACCUGAUGCAAGAACUACAGAAAGAGCGAGCCAUAAUAGAAGAUUUAAAGACUGAACUGUUGCAAAGACCUGGUGUGGAGGAUGUUUCUGUUCUCAAGAAGGAGCUGGUUCAAGUUCAGACAUUGAUGGACAAGAUGACUUUGGAGCGUGAGAGAGAAUCAGAGAAGCUGAAAGAUGAGUGCAAGCAUUUGCAGGCAGAGUAUGCAAACUCAGAGGCCACAAUAAAUCAGCUAAGAGCUGAGCUUGCAAAAGGCCCUCAGGAAGUUGCUGUGUAUGUUCAGGAACAACAAAAACUUCAAAGUUCAAUUAAUGAAUUAACACAGAAAAACCAGAGUCUGACCGAAAAGCUGCUGAAGAAAGAACUUGAUUACACCCAGUUAGAAGAAAAGCAUUAUGAAGAAUCAAUGAGUAAAAAAAACAUGCAGGCAAGCCUUCAUCAAAAGGAUCUGGACCUGGAACAACUUCGCGCAAGACUAUCUGCAUCUGAAGCCUCAUUGCAGAGGUUACAGACAGAACUGGGUGAGAAGGGGGAAGCAAACCACAAACUCAAGGAAGAAUUGUCAGAAAUAGAGACAAAGUAUCAGCAUCUCAAGGCAGAGUUUAAACAGCAACAACAGCAGAGGGAGGAAAAAGAGCAACAUAGCCUUCAACUGCAGAGUGAGCUCAAUCAGUUACAUAGUAAACUUCUGGAGACAGAACGUCAGCUUGGGGAAGCACAUGGUCGACUUAAAGAACAGAGACAACUCUCUAGUGAAAAACUGAUGGACAAGGAACAGCAGGUGGCUGAUGUGCAGUUAAAACUUUCUCGUGCUGAAGAGCAGCUAAAGGAAAAAGCAGCAAAUUGCACUGAAUUGCAGCAUCAGAUAGAUAAAGCAAAACAGCAGCAUCAGGAGCAACAGACUCUUCAGCAAAGCACUACAGCAAAACUGCGAGAAGCUCAGAAUGAUUUGGAACAAGUAUUGCGUCAGAUUGGAGAUAAGGAUCAAAAAAUUCAAAAUCUUGAGGCCUUGCUGCAAAAGAGUAAAGAGAACAUCACACUGUUAGAAAAGGAAAGGGAGGACUUGUAUGCGAAAAUUCAAGCAGGGGAAGGAGAAACUGCAGUACUUAACCAGCUGCAAGAGAAAAAUCAUACUUUGCAAGAACAGGUAACUCAGCUAACAGAAAAGCUGAAGAAUCAGUCGGAAAGCCAUAAACAAGCCCAAGAGAAUUUGCAUGAACAGGUGCAAGAACAGAAGGCACAUCUGAGAGCUGCUCAGGACCGUGUGCUCUCCCUAGAAACAAGCAUUGGUGAACUAAAUAGUCAGCUAAAUGAAAGUAAAGAGAAAGUAUCCCAGCUUGAUUUACAGAUAAAAGCAAAGACUGAAUUACUUCUUUCGGCAGAAGCAUCAAAAGCUGCUCAAAGAGCAGAUCUUCAGAAUCAUUUGGACACGGCCCAGAAUGCGCUGCAAGAUAAACAACAGGAAUUAAAUAAAGUCAAUAUUCAGUUGGAUCAGGUUACGGUCAAGCUGCAUGACAAGCAAGAAUAUUGUACACAGCUGGAAGCCAGUCUUAAAAAGUAUAAAGAGAAACAUCUUUAUUUAGAACAGAAAACAGAGGAGCUAGAGGGACAGCUUAAGAAACUUGAAUCUGACAUUCUUGAGGUUAAAGCAAGCAAAGAACAAGCUCUUCUGGAGCUACAGCAGCAACGGCAGCAGUGUACAGAGCUCGACCUCAGAACAACAGAACUGACUAAACAGCUUGAAGCAGAAAGAGAAAUUGUAUCUAGUACUAAAUUGGAUUUGCAGAAGAAAUCUGAUGCCCUGGAACAAGCAAAACAGCAAAUAUCAAAUCAAGGGGAAGAAAAAGCAAGCCUUAAGCGGGACCUUGAGAAAUUAAAUCAAGAGACAAAUAAACAACAUAAGGAAUUAGAUGUAAAAAUUCAAGCAGCAACAUCAGAGCUGCAGAAAAUCAAGUUGGAGAAAGAUACUUUAUUGAAGGAUCUUACAGUUACCAAAGACAAACUUUCAAAAACCGUUGAAUCCUUGAAGGAUACAAAGGAUGAAUUGGAAAAAGAAAAACAGAAAGGAAAAGCAGCUGUAGCAGAAAUGGAAAAAUCUUGCCAAGAAACUAAACAUCAGCUUCAAGUACAGACAGAGUCUGUAGCUAAAGAACGGAAUGAGUUGAAAAACUCACUGGAAAAACAGGAAGGGAUUUCUAAGCAGCUGACAAUAGAGCUUGAUUCAGCACGAGGACAAAUACUGGAGAUUCAGGGUAUCCUAAAAGAGAAGGAAAAGAAUGAGCAGCAUCUCCAGGGAAAGCUGAAAGAACUGAAAGAAUCUUUUGAUCAAAAGAAAAAGCAAACUGAAAUACAGCAAGCAGAAUUAAAAGGUGCCCUUCUAGAAAAGGCGGAACUAGAGAAUAAACUACAGCAGCAGGUAACGUUAUCAACCCAGGAACUUAAAGCAGAGAAAGGAAAACUAGCAGAGCUACAGAAGAUCCAUGAAAAAGAUCAGGAAAAUAUGAAAGAACUUCAGCUGGAUCUUUAUGGUAAAGAAUCUGAACUGUUGGCAACAAGGCAAGAUCUGAAGUCCACAGAGGAGAAACUUGCUCUGGCUCAGGAGGAAUUAGUUUCAAGCAGAAAUCAAAUUGGUAACCUUAAUCAGUCAAUCCAAGAACUUAAGACAGUAAAGUCUACCCUGGAGCAGGAUGUGUCAAAGAAAGAACAGCAGUUAAAAGAGCAGAUCAGAAUGUUACAGGAAAUCCAGAAAGACAAGGUUUUGAAAGAAAAAGACUUGGCUAAUGAAAAAGCUAAAUCAACAGAGCUCCAGGAAAUAAAGAAUAGGCUGGAGAAAGACAGUAAUAAAUUGAGUGAAGAGCUUAAGACCCGCAAGCAAGAAUUUGAGAAGGAGGUGACAAAUCUAAAGGACGCCAAGCAGCUGUUGAUACAACAAAAGCUAGAGCUUCAGGGCAAAGUAGAUAACAUGAAUUUAGCUCUUGAACAGGAGAAGAAGAAUCAGCAAAUUAUCAAAGAUCAGCUGAAGAAAAAGGAGGACGAACUGAAGAAGGAAUGUGUUGAGAUUGAAACUAAAUUGCACACCGAGAUAAAAGCUAAAGAAGAAGAAAACAAAAAAUAUGAAGAGGUGAAGGCCAAGCUCACCAUGCAGAUCACAGCUUUGAAUGAAAACCUGGCUACAAUGAAGAAAGAGUGGCAGAGCAGUCAAAGGAGAGUCAGUGAGCUAGAGAAACAGACAGAUGAUUUGCGUGGGGAGAUUGCAGUGUUAGAAGCAACCGUACAAAAUAAUCAGGAUGAGAGGAGAGCAUUGUUGGAGAGGUGUAUUAAAAGUGAGGGAGAAAUUGAAAAGCUUCAAGCCAAACUCCUGGAACUGAAAAAGAAGCUGGAUAACACAACUGCAGCAAUGCAGGAGCUAGGCCGAGAAAACCAGUCACUACAGAUUAAACAUACACAAGCCCUAAACAGGAAGUGGGCAGAAGACAAUGAGGUACAGAACUGUAUGGCCUGUGGGAAAGGUUUCUCCGUGACAGUAAGAAGGCAUCACUGUAGACACUGUGGAAAUAUCUUUUGCGCUGAGUGCUCCGCAAAGAAUGCCUUAACUCCUUCUUCUAAGAAGCCUGUCCGUGUCUGUGAUACUUGUUUUAAUGACUUACAAGGAUAACUGGUUAUCUCAAAUGGCACUUAAACGUUACGCUAGAAUUAGAAUUUCUGUUGAUGCACUUCGUACAGCACUCAGACUACUAUUCAGUUUGAACAAUGAUUGUAACACUUGCAAAAUUUAGUAUAUUUUAAAAUGUUUUAUUGAUACUAAGUAAAACUAUUGUAUUUUUUUGUGAGAGGGGCUCAGAUCAUUCUCAGCUUAUUGCCAUUUACCCAGGAAAGAGCUUUUAUGUCUAAAUUAGGAACACCCAUUUAUUUGUAAAUAAAGUUUAAACAGAGAAGUAACAAUGUAUUUUUUUAAUCUUGAAUUUUUUUGUUCAAAAGAAACAUGUAUGUUAUACUGCAGUUUUUGUUUCUUUCAAAGAGUAAGUUGCAAACAUUUGCAAGGAUUUUAUGUAUCAAAUUUUGCUGCUUAAGUGGUGUAAUUCCAUUUUAAUUAUUGCAUUUGAUUGCAUAACUAACAUCCUUUUAAAUCCCCCAAUCAUUUCUUUGAGUUGUUUUUCGCCUCUCUUGCUCUUGAAUUUUUCUCUCUAAGGCUCCAAUCCUGCAGUGGGGUCAGACACCUGUACCCGCAUGGAACCCUGUUGACCUACAUGGGGCUCUGUAUGGGCACUGUGGUCUUGCCACAAAGAGCUUAUUGCAAUAUCAGUGCCUAAAUCAUUGCCCAACUACAUUUGGAUAUUGGAGUAUCUUUACAGGUACUAUACGGUACUAGCAUUUGUAUCAGGACUUCAAGUUUGGCUUCUGUUCUAGGAAUGUUGCAUAAAGCUCUCCCUUAUCAAUGUAUAGAUUUGUUGAACAGAAUAUAACUACAGAUUUUCCUAUCUGUGCACAUAUAAAAAAUAUCCUCUGUUCUAUUCUUUUUCUUUCCGUAAUAACAGUAGAAGCCUUUAAAAGUCCUUGGUUGAUCUUUGAAGAACACCAAACUGUCCUAUGCUAGGUUUCCUACUAAUGACCUAUAUUCUGAGAUUCUAGCAUUUUAUAUGAUUUCCCCACAUGACCUGGAAGAGGUUGGGAUCAUUCUCUCCCUAACAGACUUGGUCUUUCCACUGCUUCUCUUGAACCUUUGGUGCUUGUGUUGUUCUUAAUGCUGAGCCUUUCUUGGUACAGUAGUUUCAUGACCUGCUCAGAAUUGUGGUUGAAACUGCUCCUGAUUUGUUUAUGGACAAAACAGUCAGGCUUAAGUAAGAGGUGAGGAUACAAUUUUAGACUGUUACUGUCCCAGUUUCUUCUCUUUGCUUGUGCUGGAGGAAUUUUUAAAAAUUAUGCAUAUACAUACCUCUCUUUAUUGUGUAGGCAAAAAAAGUAAAAUGUACUUAGCUGUGAUUUCUCCUUUUCUGAAGUGGGCUCCUGCUUCUCCAUGAUCUAUUACAACUGGGUUAUUGUGCCUCAUCUUCCAGACAGAGGCUUUUUAAAAAAUAUCCCCUCACACCUUCAGCUUCUCAAAAUAAUGCCAGCAGGUGGAGCUAUUCCAGUAAUUCAUUGUCUAAUUCACCCGCUAGCUGCCCAAGGUAAAAAGACUGUGUGUUUCAAUGAAUAAACAUUAUGAAAGAUUAGCCAUCUCCAAACAGGGUAGUUUACUUUUAACUAUUAAUUCAUGUGUGUUAUAGAAAAAUGGAAAUGAAGAUUUAAAGCCCAGCAAGAUCCCAAGGACCUCCAAAAUUUCCCCCUCUCUCUGUAGAAAUGCUGGGUUAAAGGGAAAGGGUUGAGAUAUUUCCCUUCCAAUUGAUAUUUAAUGGGAAUUAAGUUUAAUGGUGUCUCAUGGAGCACCAGGUGCUUACUUCAGAUAAGAAAAAGUUGUGGGUAGGUAAGGGAUUUUACUUUCCUCCCUCAUGACCAUCUGGUGCUCCAUGAUCCAGUACUGAGAAGCAGCCAGCAGCAAAAUCAAUCUCUGCAAAGGGGAAGAAAACAUAAAACAGCAAGUAAAUUACCUCAAAAGAUAUCUAGCUCUUAUGUGAGGGUGGAUUUUUUGUUUGCGUGUUUGCUUUUCUUCUUUCCUCCCCCACCAUAAGAAGAGUAUUAAAGACAGAAAACCAAGAAAAAGACUUCUUGUCCAGAACUCCUGUCAGACAAAGACAACAUGUCUGUUUAAAACUUAUUGAUAGCUAACGAAAUGCACCAAAGUCCAGCUAGGCGUACAGCAGAAUUACUUGAAUGAUACAUUCUCUGACCUGUGCAGGAAAUUCCACAUGGCCAAUUGAAUGCCAAGCACAACAUGAACUGGCUAGGGCUUUUUCUGGAACAACUGGGGCUAAGCAGUCUGAAAGAGUUGGGAGGCCCUGCCCUAUGGCAUUUUCCUUGCUGUCUGAUGUACUGGGUGGAGAUGUGCCUUGACAACAUAGUUCAGAACAGAAAAAUGUCCAAGGAUUCUAACUUGUUGCUUUCAAAUACCAGAUCCUGCUGGUGAAUUCCUGCCCCAUAUAUCUUAAGGCUUGCCUGCCACAGUUCCGCUUUUGGAGUCAGGUCCUUCCUGGUAUAUUUCAUCUUGGCCUGAAAUUCUGAGUAGCCUUAGACCACUGGUUGGAGAUCCUGUUUCAGCAUUUCUGCCCCAAACACCUAACGCUGCAUGUUGCAUUGCUCUACAGGGUGGAAGGCAGUACAGUAUUGUGUAGCUGGGUAAUGAGCAGGAACUCCUUUGAUCUUAGCUGCUACAUUGCCCUGUUUUCUGUUACUGCAGAUACCUAUUGUCCAAAAUUCUCACUCUACUAAGGGGUGCCAAGGAGAGAGAGAGAGAGAGAGAGAGAAGAUUAUAAUGGAGAAAGCUCCAACGUGGAGAUAAAAAGUUCUGGAGGAAGCAGCUGCUUCCAUGAGCAUAUUUGAGAUGCUAAGGAGUUAGAAAGAGAGGCAGUCAGGUUUUUGACUGGCUCCACCUGCUGGUACUGGUAUGUGAAGCUAAAGAGAGAGAGGUAGGGGGGUGGGUGUGUGUGUGUGUGUGUGUGUGUGUGUGUGUGUGUGUGUGUGUGUGUGUGUGUGUGUGUGUGUGUUUUUUAAGAGUCCUCCUCUCCCCCCCAUUCUUGGAAGAUGAAGACUAACCCGGUUGUAAUGGAUCCUGGAAUACCAGGUGCUCAUUAGGGGGAAUAAUUUUGUCACUUUUUGAAUGACUUCGAUAUUGAGAUAAUCUCACUGGAAAAAUCUUUUCUUAGUGAAGAAGGAAAAGAUUUUUGGGAACAAAAAUGUGAAUUAGCCUUUGCAAAUUAUUGUCAGAAACAAUUGAUUGCCAUUUGCCCAACUGUGGCUUGCCACAAAAGAAGUGACCCCUAAAGCAGAAUAUUCUGUAGAGAGCAGUAGGGACUCCCAAGAAACUAGAGUACUUUCUAGUUUGUGAGCGUAACUUAAAUGAAAUGUGGGAAUAAAUGCUUCUUUGAGCAUUUGAAAUUUAUGACACAUACCUGGAGAUAGUGAAAUGCUUAAGACCAGAAGGAAAAUAAACGUUGUAUAGAGUGACGACGAGUGAAAGCUCUGUAAUGACACUAAGAUUGGAAGAAGUUGAGAACUGGUGAAAUAAUUCAUUGGAACCUCUGGAGGAGUAGGAAAUAGCACUGUCACUUGCACUAUGCACUUUUUUCUUUCUAGCCUAACUGAAUAUAAUAUUCCAUUUAUUGUCUGGCAGUUUUGAAUGCAUAG